AUUAGUUGCAUUGGUUUAAAGUUAUUUCUUAUGUCAUGCAUUAUAUAAGGCCAAUUACAAAUAACAUGACUGUUUCAAGGUUUCGUGGUUUUCUAAGGUACAUGUUCGCCAUCCACUGGUUGUAUUUUAAAACACAAUUAAUAUGUCUGUGACUGGUGCUGAGUUUUGAGUUUUGCAUACAGCUAAAGGCCACUUGCACAAUUGUGAUGAAACUUGCCAAUGACUUUCUUUAUUACUAAUUACUAAGUGUGUCAUAAUCUGUGAGUACAUACAUUAGAGGCUGACUGGGGGGGUGGGGGUUGGGGGGUAUAUGGAAUCAUCUGUCCACCUGUCUGUAUGUCAAACCUAUAUUUGCAUAAAGAGAUUAUAGGUCAUGGUAACCACCUUUUCUUAUUAAGGAGAGCUAUGAUUUAUGUGACGGGGGCCAGAUGCCACUGCUUGUAUGCCCUUGUAGCCAAAGUGUGAAGCAAUACUUAGCUAUGGCAUUAUCUUUCCCCCUGGUGAUAUUGAAGGAAAUUAUGUCAAGUGACUGAAUAAAAAAAAAAGUUUUGGUAGUAUUAUAACAGGAAUAUAACUAUAAAGGAAAGAUAACGGUUUCCUACUGCUGUAACAUUGCUUAAUACAAAAUAAUGCUUAUAUCGUCCCUCUUGCAGCUAGGUUUUUGCCUCUUAAUUAUUCCUGAUGGGUCAGCACUGUUGUCAGCUGCAUCCAGUUCAGUUUGUAAACAGUACAUCAGAAAUUUUUAUCAUGGUUUCUUCAUGAUCAUUUUGAGCAGCACCCCACAAUGACAGAGUAAAUAAAUAACGUAUACUUUGUAUUACUUUGGGUCUGACUAUUCAUGAGUACAGUUGUGAUCUGUGCAGAAGAGCUUACAUUCAACCAUGUUCCCUUCAUUCUUAUGAAAAUACCCCCUAAUUCAGAGACGUUUGAUCCAUUCUCUACCCUGAAAAAAAAAAACUGCUUAACUCUGACAAAUGUAGAGGCGUUGGGUCAAUGGUGAUGACCUUUCUACAGGAAAGUCAUUUUAAGCAUCCAAUACAGCUUUUCUCUGGGUUACUGUAGGUGAGGCUACAUGGGAAAGCUGCAAAACACAUGAAGAUUAGCUGUCACUAAUCUUGACCCUUUCUAUCAUAGGGAUUAUAUUAUUAACCCAAGGAUGUAUUUGUUCUGUAGGCAAGUAAGAUAUUGGAAAGGAUUACUACAGUUUGACCAAAGGCAGUUUGACUAGACAUAGAAAACUGAACAGAUUGGGCGUUAUUGGAAAUCCUGUUUUGAAUUCACAGUUUGGGUUAAUAAUGAAAGCAUUGGACUAUUUAACAUAUUCCUGAGCACAGGAUUCUAACCUGCCAGCCUUACCAUAGCAAUGGAUGGAGAAAAGUAUUCCAGUUAUCAUCUAUUUGUAUCACACCCAGAAGAGACAGUCAUUUUGGGAAGCAUUUUUUCCUGCAUUCUUUUGUGGCUCAUUAGAGAUGGUCUGAGAGUCAAAGAUAUUGAGCAUAAGCAUAUUUUUGUCACGGGAUGUGAUACUGGUUUUGGAAACCUGCUGGCAAGGCAGCUUGACCAGAGAGGGUUCAGUGUCAUAGCCUCGUGUCUGACAGACAAGGGAGGACAAGAUCUACAAGCAGUGAGCUCCCCCAAACUGAAGACAGUCCUGCUCAAUGUCACAGACAGCCAAAGCAUUGAGAAAGCUGUGCAGUUUGUACAGACUGAGGUUGGAGAUAAAGGGCUCUGGGGCCUGGUGAACAAUGCUGGAAGAGCUACACCAAUUGGACCAACAGAAUGGAUGGAAAAGGAAGAUUUUAAUAAAGUUCUUGAUGUUAAUCUCAUAGGGCUGAUUGAGGUCACCCUGAAGUUUCUUCCACUGAUAAAGAGAGCCAGAGGCCGGGUUGUGAAUGUAGCCAGUGUCAUGGGCAGGUUGUCCUUUGUUGGUGGAGGUUACUGUUUAUCGAAGUGGGGCGUGGAGUCUUUCUCAGACAGCUUGAGGAGAGACAUGCAGUAUUUUGGUAUCAAAGUCAGUAUAAUAGAGCCUGGCUUCUUCAAGACUGGUGUUACAAGUUUAGCAGUAAUAGAGAAGGACCUCCAAAGACUUUGGGACCGCCUCUGUCCUGAGGUCAGGGACUCCUAUGGAGUACAAUAUUAUGACAAGUAUCUGAAAGCUCAGAGUCUCUCGAUGAACACUUUUUGCAGCUCUGAUAUCUCCAAGGUCACAAACUGCAUGGAGCAUGCCUUGAUAGCAAAGUACCCCAGGACUCGCUAUGCAGCAGGAUGGGAUGCAAAGCUCUUCUGGCUGCCUCUCUCCUAUGUGCCGUCAUUCAUAGCAGAUUUCAUGUUAAGUGCACUGCUGCCAACUCCUGACGGCAGCAGGCAACAGAUACAGUUGCCAUUUAAUAGCAUUGAUAAUUUAAAUAAAAUACAAGUUAAUGCACAUUAAAGAGCUCUUACUUCACAAGGGGUGUCAAUGCCAAUGGAUGGGUACAGCUCACUUACCCAUAUUCAGUCUGCAGCAACUAGAUUUUGCUGGUGUGCAUCUACGGACAUUUAUUAUGCUGUAGCAUUUGCAGUGUUUUACAAUUUACUGUUUAAUUAUUAUUGUGAUAUCUUCUAUCAAUUAAAGUUUGAAAUGCAGAAUGAGCAAGACAUGGUUACAAAGUACAUUAAUGCUUAGCACACUAUAUUGUAUUUAAAUCCUAACCCUGUGUUUAGUACUUUAUAGAGUUUUCUUUUACUUUUACAGUUUUUUUUUUUUUUUAGAAAUAAAAGAUUUGGAUAUGUUGCACCUCACUAACUUCCAAGGGUAUACAGUCUCUUAAACUUAAUUUUAUGUGAGAGAAACCACCUCACUGUGUACAUUGCUGUAAUUUUCAGUACUGCAAAGCUUUUAACUAUGUAAAUUCAAGAUUGUUUUACAUGCAACAUUUCACAAGAGAUGUGUCUUGUAUUCUCAAAUAAAAGUAUAUGA
Messenger RNA from Polyodon spathula (Mississippi paddlefish), 2959 nucleotides. It is a transcript of the gene rdh1, whose product is annotated as retinol dehydrogenase 1. Bases 1364 to 2431 code for a protein of 355 amino acids. The record is from RefSeq and is a predicted model, not a curated record. Lineage: Eukaryota; Metazoa; Chordata; Actinopteri; Acipenseriformes; Polyodontidae. The transcript has 5 exons.